AUGACGCGCAAAAAAGUUUCAAUUGACGGAAAGAAAUAUUAUAUUCAUCCUAUUUUUACUAAUUAUGCCGCUUCAAAAGACGGUGAAAUUUUAAAUGUAAAAACUGGAAGAAUUUUAAAAAAAAAUUUGACUGAUAUGGGAUACUAUCAGUUUAAAGUUAAUGAUAAAAAAUUGAUUAAACCAAAGAAUUACUAUAUACACAGGUUUGAAUGGGAAUGUGUAAGAGGUGUUAUUCCAGAAGGAUUUGUUAUUGAUCAUAUUGAUUCUGUUAGAACAAAUAAUAAAAUUUACAAUUUACAAUUACUAACUUUGGUGGAAAAUAUUAGAAAAGGAAAUAGCAAACCUAUAUUAUCAUUUAAUAUCAAAAAUAACGAACAAAAAAAAUAUGAAAGUAUUACUUCUGCUUCUCUCGAAUUAGAUAUUUCCUUUUCAAUUAUUUCUAAUAUUUGUAGAAAAGUAAAAUAUUAUAAAACAGUGAUUUCCAAAAAAGAUGGGGAUAGAUACAAAUUUGAAUUUUUAGAAAAAAAUGUUUAA
Porites evermanni is the source of this 534-nucleotide messenger RNA. Lineage: Eukaryota; Metazoa; Cnidaria; Anthozoa; Scleractinia; Poritidae. The record is from the annotation of a GenBank genome assembly.